Messenger RNA from Guillardia theta CCMP2712, 1308 nucleotides. RefSeq names its product flap endonuclease 1 (gene FEN1). The record is from RefSeq and is a predicted model, not a curated record. The coding region runs from base 1 to 1308 and encodes 435 amino acids. Lineage: Eukaryota; Cryptophyceae; Pyrenomonadales; Geminigeraceae. Gene Ontology annotation, molecular function: DNA binding; 5'-3' exonuclease activity; 5'-flap endonuclease activity. The transcript has 2 exons.
AUGCUUGGAGUCGAUGAUGACGCAUUGGUAUACUACUUCUUCUUCUUCACUACCUUUCUUUCUUGUCUCAAGUCAUCAGAUGGUGGGAUCCAUGGCCUUGGUCCUUUCCUUGCCAAGGAGGCGCCAGGAUGUCUCAAGGAGCGUUCUCUUCAAGAUUUCCAAGGAAAGAAGCUCGCCAUAGACGCGAGCAUGGCGAUGUAUCAGUUUCUCAUUGCAGUUCGUUCAACUGGUGAGAAUGGUGUAGCUCAGCCUCUAACAUCAGCCAGCGGGGAAGAGACAAGUCAUCUUCAAGGAUUCUUCUGGAGAACCAUAGCCAUGGUCAAGGCAGGUAUCCGUCCUCUCUACGUGUUCGAUGGAAAGCCGCCAUCGUUGAAGUCCGGUGAAAUCGCAUCUCGAAACCUCCGGAGGGACGAGGGCGCCAAGAGGCUGCAAGAAGCCACUGAAGAAGGGAAUGUUGAGGAGAUGAACAAGUUUGCGAAACGAACAACUCGUGUCACCAAACAGCAUGCUGAAGAGUGUAAACGGCUCCUGAGACUGCUAGGAGUUCCGACGGUUGACGCACCUUCAGAAGCCGAAGCUCAAUGUGCAGCUCUGGCUAAGAAUGGGUUGGUCUAUGCAUCAGCGACUGAGGACAUGGAUGCGCUAUGCUGCGGCUCUCCGAUCCUCGUGCGAAGGCUCACCAUGUCGGAAGCGAGGAAAUUACCUGUUCUUGAGUAUCAUCUAGACCAGGUUCUCAGCAGUUUGGGCCUCAAUAUGACGCAAUUUGUAGAUUUUUGCAUCUUGUGCGGAUGUGACUUUUCUGAGACUAUCAAAGGGAUCGGGCCGAAGUCAGCCUUACACGGGAUACGCAAGCAUGGAAAUAUCGAGAGCUUCAUCGAGAGUUUGAACACGAGCAAGUUCGUGGUCCCUGACCCCUUCCCCAUCGAUGAGAUCCGACAGCUGCUGACUACACCUGAGGUAGUCGACAUGGGAAAUCUCAGCAUAGAUUGGAAUGCCGAACCCGACGAAGAGGGCUUGAUAGAGUUUCUUGUGAAGGAGAAAGGUUUCAGCGAGAAGAGAGUGAGAGGAGGGCUUGAAGCGAUCAAGAAAGCCAAGAUGGUGAAGCCCCAAGGCAAGCUCGAUAUGUUCUUCAGCCCCAAGAAGACUACACCUCAGGCUUCGACGCUGCUCAACUCGACCUUCGCUGCAACCAACGAGUCUCUGCCUGCAGAUCGAGAAGAUCUUAAGAGAGGCUUGUCAAGCACAUCAGCUGCAGACCAGAAACCAGCGAAGAGAAGCAGAGGGCGCAAGGCGUCAGCCAGCAAGUAA